This is a messenger RNA of Drosophila arizonae, 808 nucleotides long. RefSeq lists its product as uncharacterized. Gene Ontology annotation, cellular component: nucleus. Lineage: Eukaryota; Metazoa; Arthropoda; Insecta; Diptera; Drosophilidae. Gene Ontology annotation, molecular function: DNA-binding transcription factor activity, RNA polymerase II-specific; transcription cis-regulatory region binding. Gene Ontology annotation, biological process: positive regulation of transcription by RNA polymerase II. The record is from RefSeq and is a predicted model, not a curated record.
UGCAAGURCACACAUAUGAAUGGUGUGUGCGAUACCUUCGCUUGACAUUUGGAACUGAAAAUUGUCCAAAAUGCAGAAGAACGACAAAAAACACUUUGUUUGUAUUCCAGAUAUCUCUGAGCUAUUACCAAUACGCGAAUACCGUUGCGAAUUCGAUUGCGGCAAGGUGUUCAAGAACCGAAAUCCCUACGAAGUGCACCUGCAGAAGAAGCACGGGGUCGCAAUCCAGGCAAAUCCAAUCAAAUGCUUUCACUGUCCCGUCGAAGACUGCGAGUACAGCGGUGCACGGCUAGACCUUCUGCGUCGCCAUUAUCAGAGUCAUCACAUGGAGAAGAAAUACGAUUGCAGUGCCUGCAAUCGCAAAUUUAUAACGGAAUGCCAAUUCCAGAGACACCGGUGCGAAGUGCAGAUCUACACGUGCCACAGCUGCUCCAGGGUCUUCAAUUUUCUGAACCGACGCAAUAGACAUGCCUUGCGUUGCGCCAUGAGAAACACUACUUCCGUGUCGUCUCCCGACUUCAUCGACGUGGAAAGUGUAGAGAAAGUUGACAACAACGUAGAUUGGGUGGAGUCCGAAAUCAACGACGAGGUAACUGUCGAUGCCGCGCCGUCCCCCGACAUCAUCGAGGUGGAAAUUGAAGAGACAGUUGAUAACAUCGUUGAUUCUGUGGAAUCUGACGUAAAUGAUGUAACCAUCGAUGAAUUAGAGCAACUGCUAAAGAAUAUUGAAAAUAAUGUCGUUAGGGACCCCGAAUUGAUCCAGGAAUUGGCMGCCUUAACCCCGCUUUUGGAGAGUCUACAGUCAUAA